Pollicipes pollicipes is the source of this 2994-nucleotide messenger RNA. Its product is annotated as CUGBP Elav-like family member 1. Gene Ontology annotation, molecular function: RNA binding. The transcript is spliced from 11 exons. The record is from RefSeq and is a predicted model, not a curated record. Bases 104 to 1357 code for a protein of 417 amino acids. NCBI's taxonomy places the organism in Eukaryota, Metazoa, Arthropoda, Thecostraca, Pollicipedomorpha, Pollicipedidae.
GCCGCUGCCGGACGGACCGGGCCGCCGCCGAGCGGAGCGUGAGGGGCGCCGCUGAGCGACGGCCGGUGGACGGGAGACGCCGAGCGACCAGCGCGUCGCAGACAUGUCCGUCGAGCCGGCUCCAGUCGCCAUGAAGGCCAAGAAGGUGGUGCCGUACCAUCUCAAAUCUCCCAUCGGCUUCUCGCCGUACCAAGUCUACUCGAAGCAAGAGCGGAAGCUGUUCGUCGGCAUGCUGAGCAAGAAAUGCAAUGAGAACGACGUGCGGACCAUGUUCCAGUCGUACGGCCAGAUCGAGGAGUGCACCGUCCUGCGGGACCAGAACGGUCACAGCAAAGGCUGCGCCUUCGUCACGUUCGCCUCCCGCCAGUACGCCAUCGCGGCCAUCAAGGGCAUGCACCAGGCGCAAACAAUGGAGGGCUGCUCGGCGCCGCUGGUGGUCAAGUUCGCCGACACGCAGAAGGAGAAGGACGCCAAGAGGAUACAGGGCCUGGCCACCAACCUUUGGGGCUCAUCCGGCGUCAGCGCGCCGACUCUGAACCCGCAGUACCUGGCCCUCCUGCAGCAGCUGAAUGCGGGCAGCAGCCUGACGCUGCCGCCGAUGGGCGGUCUGGGCGGCCUGUCCUCAUCACCUCUGCUCUCCUCCGGCCUCCAGAACGGCCACGGUCUUCAGGGGCUGACCGGGUUGCACCACACGGGCUCGGGCGUGACCCUAGGUCAUGCCAACGGCGGCUCGACACCCGACCUGUCCAGCUCAGGUCUGCAGUCACUGAUCAGCAGCCUGCAGGGCACGGCGCCCAAUUUGACUACGGUCAACCUGGCUUCUCUGGCUGCUAUGAACUCUAACAGUUUAGGCAUCCACGGCCUGUCCUGUGGCACGUUGGGACAGUCCAGUCCGGUCUCCUCUCUGCCGGUGACGUCACUGGGACUCGGGGCCGGAUCAGUAACGUCACUGAACGGCCUCGGCGCCGGAUCGGGGCUGGACUCACUCGGCUCGUACUCAGCGCUUCAGCAGUACACAGGGUACCCGGCCUACACGCAGCCGGCGCUGGCGGCGGCCAGCAACCCGGCAGGACGUCAGAUGGAGGGCCCGGAUGGCUGCAACCUCUUCAUCUACCACCUGCCACAGGAGUUCACCGACUCCGACCUGGCGCAAACCUUCCUGCCCUUCGGCAACGUCAUCUCCGCCAAGGUCUUCAUCGACAAGCAGACCAACCUCUCCAAGUGUUUUGGGUUCGUGUCGUACGACAACCCGAGCAGCUCGCAGGCCGCCAUCCAGGCCAUGAACGGCUUCCAGAUCGGCACCAAGCGGCUCAAGGUGCAGCUGAAGCGCUCCAAAGACGCCGCCAAGCCGUACUAGCCGGCCGCCCGCGGCGUAGUUCAAAUUGGCUAGGUGGCGUGUGUGACCUUGUGUGACCUCGAAUGCCCGCCGUCCGUGUCCCGUGCCCGCCUGUCGAUGUCUCCGGGCAGGAGAGCAGAAGCCAGUGACCGUCCACACGGACCCGCGCCCGGAUACGCGGCACCGCCCUGACUGGCUCUGGCCACACCUUCGCUGAUCGCGUCUGUGACGUCGCGCGUUGUUUCGUUGCCGUGUCUGUACAUUACGUAGUCAUGUUUAUUGAGUUUUGUCUUGGUCGGCCAUUCAGCGUGUUUGCUUUUUGUCGCCGGGACGGCUGAGAGAGGUGACGAGCAUGCGGGGGCGGGUUUUUCUGACCAGAGCCGAGCUCGCGUUACCUGUCAGCCUUUCGUGUCGCUUUGUCGGGGCUUGCUAAAAAUAGAUGCACGAACGUCCUUGCUCUCCUUCCCUGAUCCUCGAAAGUUUUUUUCUCCGAAAACCACUAAUCGUGUCCUGAAUACGCGAAACACUUUUUUCGAAUGGUAGCAGCGGCCGCUUUGUCCGGUGGCUGUCGCGUCAUACAUUUACCAUCAAACUUAGCUUAGGCCUCCGGUUCUUGGGCAGUUUUUCGGAUGGCAAAGUGGCCGAGGAAUAUCGUUCUUUUUAUUGUAAAGCCGCGACACCUUUCGAGUUGGCCUGUUCGUGUUCGCGACCUUCGAGAAUGCAAAUUUAAUUCAAACGACCGCCAACUUUCGUUGCAUGGACGCCAUGUAAGCCAUGCCCUCUGAUAUAGCCCCCCCCCCCCCCCCCCCCCGUCAUCUCCGGCCGUUUCUUCCGGCCGUCCCGGACCGAGGGUCUCGUAGACGUUAGUCUUGGAUUUGUUGUGGGCGUCGCUGUCGUUUUGAGUUUAGUUUCACCCCUUGUCCGUUCUAUAAGUGUUAAGUUGGCUGCUACCCCUGGACGGUUUGGCCCCGCUCUUGCAUGGGUCAGCUGAGGGCUGAACUUGUCCUAUCCAACAGCAGUCAAGGGAUGAAGUUGUGGCGGCUUUUGCGUAAUUGGCCAGGGUAAUCGACGGACAAAAUUGCUUGUCAUCGCAUCAUCGCAUAGGCUUGAGCGACAGUCUCGUGUAUACCCGUGGAGAGAUACGUUCACGCCACGUUAUGAUCAUACCUGUCUCCGCCCUCCUAUGUUUCAUUUUCCUUCCACUGUUCGUUCUAAGCUGCGCAUACAGCCGCCCUGAACAAAAUCACAUGCCUGGAGCCACGUACCCUCGUCCCGUGGCUGUGGCUGGCGGGUCGGAAGACCGCGACCCUGUCCAGGGCGGAGGUCCAACAGCCAAGCUUUAGCCGUCCGUGCGCGCGCGGCUGCUGUAGGCCGUACGUUACUGCUCGUCUAGCAGUCCUGUGUUCGUCUCGUCUAACGCGUCCCCUAACCGCUGGCCAAGGCCAGUCUCUGUGAAGCGCACGCGCGCGUAAAUAUUACCUCGUCAUCCCCAGAGAUAGUGCUAGUCUAUUUAUACGCCGCCACUUUUAUGAUGAUGAUGAUGAUGAUGAUGAUGAUGAUGCAACUAUGAUCAGUAGCUGCAUGUGGAGGAUACAAUGUGAUUGGCUCCGUCGGGGCCAUUGUGUACAUGUGUGGGAUUAUAUAUACCGAAGAGUUGA